Conger conger (European conger) is the source of this 3214-nucleotide messenger RNA. RefSeq names its product actinin, alpha 4 (gene actn4). Gene Ontology annotation, molecular function: actin filament binding; calcium ion binding. The record is from RefSeq and is a predicted model, not a curated record. Lineage: Eukaryota; Metazoa; Chordata; Actinopteri; Anguilliformes; Congridae. The transcript is spliced from 21 exons. Gene Ontology annotation, biological process: actin cytoskeleton organization; muscle cell development. Gene Ontology annotation, cellular component: plasma membrane; cell projection; cell junction. The coding region runs from base 173 to 2881 and encodes 902 amino acids.
CAGUGGCUACCACCAUCAUUCGCUUCCCGGGCGGAGUGGGGAUACUGUCAGCGCACACACCGGAUACUUUCUGACUGAGCGCCGAAAGCUGAGAGUUGCAGAACGCCACAGCGGUGUCAUCCUUUUUGUUUUAAGUUGAAGCAAACGUUUGAAUUUCUCAGGUCUUGCUGAGAUGGUAGAUUAUCACGCCGCAAAUAAUCAAAACCAACAAUAUCCCUCCGGGGGCCCGCCGACAUACAUGGAACAGGAAAAUGACUGGGAUCGGGACCUGCUUCUCGACCCGGCCUGGGAGAAACAGCAGAGAAAGACGUUCACAGCCUGGUGCAAUUCCCACCUGCGUAAGGCAGGCACGCAGAUCGAGAACAUCGAGGAGGACUUCAGAGAUGGGCUGAAGCUCAUGCUGCUGCUGGAGGUCAUCUCGGGGGAGAGGUUACCCAAGCCAGAGAGAGGCAAGAUGAGAGUCCACAAGAUCAACAACGUCAACAAAGCCCUGGACUUCAUCGCCAGCAAGGGAGUCAAGCUGGUGUCCAUCGGUGCUGAGGAAAUCGUCGACGGAAACGCCAAGAUGACCCUGGGCAUGAUCUGGACCAUCAUCCUCCGCUUCGCCAUCCAGGACAUCUCCGUGGAGGAGACCUCUGCGAAGGAGGGAUUGCUGCUGUGGUGUCAGAGAAAAACUGCUCCUUACAAGAACGUCAACGUGCAGAACUUCCACAUCAGCUGGAAGGAUGGUCUGGCCUUCAACGCUCUGAUCCACAGACACCGGCCCGAACUCAUCGACUAUGAGAAACUGAGAAAGGAUGAUCCUGUGACUAACCUGAACAAUGCCUUUGAGGUGGCAGAGAAGUACCUGGACAUCCCCAAGAUGUUGGACGCAGAAGACAUCGUGGGCACGCUGCGGCCUGACGAGAAGGCCAUCAUGACCUAUGUGUCCUGCUUCUAUCACGCCUUCUCGGGUGCGCAGAAGGCUGAGACAGCAGCCAAUCGGAUCUGCAAGGUGCUGGCGGUCAACCAGGAGAAUGAGCACCUGAUGGAGGACUACGAGAAGCUGGCCAGCGAUCUGCUGGAGUGGAUCCGGCGCACCGUGCCGUGGCUGGAGAACCGCGCCCCGGAGAAGACCAUGGUGCAGAUGCAGCAGAAGCUGGAGGACUUCAGGGACUACAGGCGGGUGCACAAGCCCCCCAAAGUGCAGGAGAAGUGCCAGCUGGAGAUCAACUUCAACACCCUGCAGACCAAGCUGAGGCUCAGCAACCGGCCUGCUUUCAUGCCCUCCGAGGGCCGCAUGGUGUCGGACAUUAACGGGGCGUGGCACAACCUGGAGGGGGCGGAGAAGGGCUACGAGGAGUGGCUGCUGAACGAGAUCCGCCGUCUGGAGCGGCUGGACCACCUGGCCGAGAAGUUCCGUCAGAAAGCCACCAUCCACGAGUCCUGGACCGACGGUAAAGAGGAGAUGCUGACGCAGAAGGACUAUGAGACGGCCUCGCUCUCCGAGGUCAAGGCCCUCCUGAAGAAGCACGAGGCCUUCGAGAGCGACCUGGCCGCGCACCAGGACAGAGUGGAGCAGAUCGCCGCCAUCGCCCAGGAGCUCAAUGAGCUGGAUUACUACGACUCCCCCAGCGUGAACGCCCGCUGCCAGAAGAUCUGUGAGCAGUGGGACGCCCUGGGGUCUCUGACCCAGAGCCGCAGGGAAAAUCUGGAGAGGACAGAGAAGCAGCUGGAGUCCAUCGACGAGCUGUACCUGGAGUACGCCAAGAGGGCGGCGCCCUUCAACAACUGGAUGGAAGGGGCCAUGGAGGAUCUGCAGGACAUGUUCAUCGUGCACAACAUCGAGGAGAUCGAGGGCCUGAUCACAGCCCACGAGCAGUUCAAAUCCACCCUCCCGGAUGCCGACAAGGAGCGGGAGUCCAUUCAGGCCAUCCAGGCCGAGGUGCAGAAGAUCGCCGACUACAACAGCAUCAAGUUGAGCGGAAACAACCCCUACACCGCCAUAACGCCUGAGAGCAUCGACACCAAGUGGGACAAGGUGCAGCAGCUGGUGCCGCAGCGCGACCAAGCCCUGCAGGAGGAGUUGGCGCGGCAACAGUCGAAUGACCACCUGCGCCGCCAGUUCGCCACCCAGGCCAACGUCGUGGGGCCCUGGAUACAGAACAAGAUGGAGGAGAUUGGGCGGAUAUCGAUCGAGAUGAACGGGACCCUGGAGGACCAGCUGACCAAUCUGAGAGAGUACGAGCAGAGCAUUAUCGAGUACAAGCCCAACAUCGACCAGCUGGAGGCAGAGAACCAGCAGAUCCAGGAGGCCCUGAUCUUCGACAACAAAUACACCUCCUACACUAUGGAGCACCUGCGGGUGGGCUGGGAGCAGCUCCUCACCACCAUCGCCCGCACCAUCAACGAGAUUGAGAACCAGAUCCUCACACGGGACGCCAAGGGCAUCAGCCAGGAGCAGCUCCACGAGUACCGCACCUCCUUCAACCACUUCGACAAGGAUCACAGCGGGGCCCUCCAGGCAGAGGAGUUCAAGGCCUGCCUGAUCAGCCUGGGCUACGAUGUGGAGAACAACAAGCAGGGCGACGCAGAGUUUGCGCGCAUCAUGGGCAUCGUUGACCCCAACAACAGCGGAGCGGUGACCUUCCAGGCCUUCAUCGACUUCAUGUCCCGGGAGACCACCGACACCGACACGGCUGACCAGGUCAUCGCCUCCUUCAAGAUCCUGGCCGGAGACAAGAACUACAUCACGGCGGAGGAGCUGAGGCGGGAGCUGCCCCCGGACCAGGCGGAGUACUGCAUCGCCCGCAUGGCCCCCUUCACGGGGCCCGAUGCCGCACCUGGGGCCCUGGACUACAUGUCCUUCUCCACCGCGCUCUACGGGGAAAGUGACCUCUAAGGGCCGGGGCCGGCCGCAGGCUGGGGGUCGGGGGGGACCAGGGGGGCCACACGGAGCAGUCUGCACCCCUCCUCAGUUUUGGCUAGCCUGCUGUGAUUGGGUGGUGUGGAGACUGGGGGGGGAGGGGAGUGUGUGGAGCCAUUGGCUGGUGGUUUAGCUCAUUUGCAUAUUGGGUGUGAAGAGGCGUUGAAUCCUGGGAAAUGGAUGCCGACUGCUCCAAGGUGUGAGUCCUGUCCCUACUCCCCUACCUCUCACAGGAGGGAACAGGCUAUAUUGAUGCUACUUUUUUGUUUUAGUUUUAUUUUAUUUUUUUUGCUGGGAGGGAAGGGGGAG